AUGGCAUCGAUGCAAGCCACAACCGCACGAGCCUGCUGGUGCCGAGCACCGGGCCAGUGCGAGCUGCAGCAGGAAGCGCUGCCCGCCCUGAAACCGGACGACGUGCUCGUUCGGGCGACGCACGGCGCGGUCAGCCGAGGCACGGAAUCCCUGGUGCUCGCCGGCCGCGUGCCGGCGUCGGAGCACGCGCGCAUGCGCUGCCCGCACAUGGGCGGGUCGUUCGAGUUUCCCGUGAAGUACGGCUACGUGAGCGUCGGCGUCGUCGAGGCGUGUGGUAAGGAUGUGGAACACCUACGAAACGCGCGCGUCUUCUGCCUGCACCCGCACCAGGACGCGUACGUCGUGCCGGCGGCGGACGUGCGGGUCGUGCCGCCGGCGACGCCGUCGGCGCGCGCGGUGCUGGCGCCGAACCUGGAGACGGCGAUCAACGUCGUCUGGGACGCGGGCAUCGGCGUGGGCGACCGCGUGGCCGUCGUCGGCGCGGGCGUCGUCGGCUGCCUCGUGGCGUGGGUCGCAGCACGCAUCCCGGGCGUCGACGUGCUGCUCGUCGACGUCGACGGGCGGCGGCGGCGGGUGGCGGAGGCGCUGGGCGCGUCCUUUGGCCUGGCGGGCGCGCUCGGCGACGGGGCCGGCGACCGCGACGUCGUGGUGCACGCGUCGGGCGCCGCGGCCGGCGCGGCGGCCGCACUCGCGCUGGCCGGCGACGAGGCCGUCGUGGUCGAGGCAUCGUGGCACGGGAGCACCGUCGUGCCCCUCCCGCUCGGCGGGCCGUUCCACGCGCGGCGGCUGACGCUCAAAAGCUCGCAGGUCGGCAACCUGCCGCCGUCGAAGCGGCCGCGCUGGGAUUAUACGCGGCGGAUGAAUCUCGCCCUGAAGCUGGCGGGCGACGCGUCGCUCGACGUGCUCUUCGAGCGCGACGCCGUCGCGUUCGAGGACCUGCCCGCCGCGCUGCCACGCGUCUGCGGCGCGCGCGCCGGGGCGGCCGGGCUGUGCCACCGCGUCGUCUAUUCGUGA
Pelagomonas calceolata is the source of this 1014-nucleotide messenger RNA. The record is from the annotation of a GenBank genome assembly. NCBI's taxonomy places the organism in Eukaryota, Pelagophyceae, Pelagomonadales, Pelagomonadaceae.